This is a messenger RNA of Oryza sativa Japonica Group (Japanese rice), 2368 nucleotides long. NCBI's taxonomy places the organism in Eukaryota, Viridiplantae, Streptophyta, Magnoliopsida, Poales, Poaceae. The record is from RefSeq and is a predicted model, not a curated record.
AAAUCGAAGAGAGAGAGGCAUUAGUUAAUUUUACCGAACCCUCUCUUCUCCUCUCUCUCUCUCUCUCUCUGACUGCCUCGCAAGCCUCGCCUCGCCUCGCUAGGAAGGAAGGAGAGAGUGGUUGCUAGGCUAGCAGCAGGAGCGAGGCGGAGCGGAGCUACUCCUACUAGCUUCCCUUUCGCGGCCAUCCAUGCGCGCACGCGCGAGCGAGGCGUGAAAUCCGAGCAAUGCCGAUGGUGAUGGCGCGCGGCCUGCCCCGAUCCGCUCAUCUGUAGUAGAGGUGGGAGUGGGGUUGGUGGUGGUGGUGGUGUGGUGGCGCGAGAUGGGAUCUGGAAGCAGCAAGGCCGGCGCCUCGUCGGCGUCAUCUUCGUCGUCGGCGUCGGCGUCGGCGUCGGCGUCCGGCGGCGACGAGGCGAGUAAGGGGAAUGGGAAGGGGCAGCGGAGGGGGAGGGGGAGGGGGAGAGGCCUGCUGCAGCGGCUGCCGAGCUCCUCCUCCUCCUGCUUCCGCGGCCACGGCACGCCGUCGCGCGACGACGCUUCCUCGGCGUCUUCGCCACCGCCACCGCCACGGCCGCCGCGGCGGCCGUUCGAGUCUAGCAAGGGAGAGGAGAAUGGAAGCCUGCCUUCAAUCGCUCAAAUGGACAAAUCAGAAGAGGAUGCUCCCACAAUCCCUAAAUCUCAUCCAGGUGAAGGGGCAACAUUGCCUUCAUCACAUAUAAACAGGGAUCAGGAUGUUGAUGUAUUGCAGAAUGCCACUGCCGUCAACAACAGGGUGGAGGUCAACCAGUCACCAAAUCAUUCUGACAGUUCACGGCCACGUUUUGGUGUCAACUUCGGGUUGAGUAGAGCUGUCAGCUUGGGAUCAUCGGUAGCCUGCUCCAUUCUCUCAUCGGACCUCUCCACUUCAGCUAAUCCUGAUGGAGGCCAUGGAAAUGUGGACAAUUCUUCUGAUGCAAACAUCUCCCAGCAAGGUGGUGCAUCAACUGCUGGGAUUGAUUCGACUCUGGAUAUGCUUAGAGAUAGUGUAACCGCACAAGCUAGAGCAGCCCAUCAGGCUAGGAGAAAUUUGCUAGAAUCCGACAAUGCUAACUUGAGAUAUUCCAACAGAAGGAUGGGACCUCAGGAACCUUUUGAAGGCAGUGUUCGAUUCAGCCGAACGUUGAGUGUUGGACGUCUUCGUGACAGAGUUCUUAGGAGGACUCCAUUCUCAGAUGGGUUAUUCACCCCUUCACUUCUUUACGAUAGGGCAAUAUGGCCAUCAGGAAAUGCUAGUGCCAGGCAAAAUUCAGCAAUCAUGCAAAGGACUAAUUCAGAGAGAAAUUCUGAACUGCAAUUGGAUUCUUCAACCGACUCUGCAACUCUAAGAGAGGCCAAUAAUCGGGAUCUACUGGAGCGCAGAUCAGCUUUUCUUGAGAGGAGGAGGAUACGAUCUCAGGUCCGAGCUCUCCAAAGAUUGGGCAGCAGGUAUGAAAAUCUAUCAGGACUAUCAGGACAUGAGAGAUCAUGCAUACUAUCUGGUCAGCAUAGAACGGGAAAUUGUAAUUGCAGAACGAGCAGUCGACCAGGAAAUUCUGAUGAAGAAACAAACACAAGAGCUAGCAUAUCAAGAAUCGUUAUGUUAGCAGAAGCACUUUUUGAGGUUCUGGAUGAGAUCCACCAACAGUCUGCUGCCUUAUCCUCAAGGCCAUCGUUUUCUUCAAUUGGGUCCGUUCCUGCUCCAAAGGAGGUUGUCGAGCGUCUUCCUGUAAAAGUAUACAGGAGAUCAUUAAAACACCAAACUGAGGAGGCUGCACAAUGCUACAUUUGCCUUGUUGAAUAUGCCGAGGGAGACUGUGUCCGUAUUCUUCCAUGCAAUCAUGAAUUUCAUCUAACAUGCGUAGAUAAAUGGUUGAAAGAGAUACACAGGGUUUGUCCACUUUGUCGUGGUGAUGUCUGCAGAUCCAAUGCAUCAGGCAUUGGAAAAACCACAUGAUCUUCUCUUCUGUGAGAAAAAUGGAGCUUCUGACAUUGUUUCUGAUCCAAUCCCAACAGAAUUUGUAAUACACGUGUUUCAGGUGUAAUUUCACAUAUUCUUUCCCUCCUUCGAUCAGGACAACUCAGAGUGCUCCUUCAUGUGGUGGCAAAUUUGCAUCGCAGUCAUCCCUGUUAUAAAAUCGAUGAACUGCCAUGUGAAUUUGGAAUUCUUGUAUGGCAAGGGAAGUUUGUUGAUAUUAGGAUUUCAUUAUACGUUUUCUUUGAGUGUUGUUUGAACUUGUUGAGACGAUGACUGUCUUUUUAGAUGCAUCAGCCAACGACAACUUUCAAAAUUGUGUUGUCAUGCUGAAGCAAUCAAUAGAUUUUUCAUGCUAUAUGGGUUUGAUGAGGCAAA